AUGGAUGCUUGUCGUUUUAAAACCGCAAAUCUUAAUUCAAAAAAUUUUUAUGAUCUGUUAGGAAUAGAAAAAGUGGCAACACAAAAACAAAUAAAACAAGCUUUUUUCAAGUUGUCAAAAGAAUAUCAUCCAGAUUCAAAUCCUAACGAUAAAAGUUUACAUGGAAAAUUUGUUAAAAUUAAUGAAGCAUAUAAUAUUCUUAGUAAACAAUCAUCGAGAACGACUUAUGAUCAAAUGCUAAACAAUUCACAAGCUCUUGCCCAUCGGCGACAAUAUGAGUCUUCAUCAUCGUCUUAUCCAAAUGAAGAUCCUUUUAUAAACAUCAGUCGACAACGAAAACAGUAUCAGCAGCAACAACACACAAUACAUGGUUUUGACUGGGGAUCGUCGCCACACUGGGAUUCGAGUUUUGCGGAAAUGCUACGAAAGCAAAUGGAACGCAAUCGUGAAAAACAACAGCAAGAUGAAGAUAAAGCUCGACAACGAUACGGUCAUUACAAUCCUACUAGACAAGGAUUUUAUUUAUUUCCCUCUUUGACAAUAAUCGUGAUUAUUAUAUCACUUGGCGUUGCCAUUCAUGCUCUUCAAUCGAGGCAAUAUUAG
Molecule: messenger RNA, 603 nt
Organism: Didymodactylos carnosus
Lineage: Eukaryota; Metazoa; Rotifera; Eurotatoria; Philodinida; Philodinidae
Source: the annotation of a GenBank genome assembly